UUUUUGACCAACUAAAUACUUCCGGUCGAUUGCACUUCCUUUGAGGAUACCUGUGUGCGGCUGCAAGGAUAGUCCCAAUGCUGGCAACCAGAGCCCUGAGUCUUGUUGGCAAACGUGCCAUUUCUACAUCUGUUUGCUUACGCGGCAGUCAUGGUGUCGCAAAAGUGGAGAGCUACACUCUCCCUGCCUACUUUGACACGCGGGAGAACCCCCUUCCCGAUGUCAAGUAUGUGCAGGAACUGAGCACAGAGCAGCAGUCGCUCAAGGAGAAGGAGAAAGGCUUAUGGACCGACCUCUCCAAUGAGGAGAAGAUCGCAUUAUAUCGCAUAAGCUUCAAGCAGAGCUUUGCUGAGAUGAACCAGGGAUCGUCUCAGUGGAAGACUGUGGUUGGUGGGAUCUUUUUCUUCUUUGGCCUCACUGGGUUUGUGGUGUUCUGGCAGAGGAAGCAUGUGUAUGGACCAGUUCCUCCCACAUUUGAGCUUGAGUUCAAGGAGAAAGAGCUGCAAAGGAUGCUGGACAUGAGAAUGAACCCUGUGGAAGGCUUGUCAUCAAAGUGGGACUACGAAAACAAGCAGUGGAAGAAGUAACGAGCAACCAGACCAUGUCUCACAUUCAAAAUCAAAAGCAGACCAAUGGAAAGAUCCACUAAUGCCUGCAUUACUGUAUUGAUUAUCCAUCCACAUUACCUCAGUGUAUGGUCAUUGUGGAAGACCUCUUCCUCCUAUGUUCAUUGUAUAGUACAGAAAUAAAAUCAAUCUAAAAAUAUGAA
Messenger RNA from Syngnathus typhle (broad-nosed pipefish), 769 nucleotides. It is a transcript of the gene cox4i1, whose product is annotated as cytochrome c oxidase subunit 4 isoform 1, mitochondrial. The record is from RefSeq and is a predicted model, not a curated record. The transcript has 5 exons. Gene Ontology annotation, biological process: mitochondrial electron transport, cytochrome c to oxygen. Bases 78 to 587 code for a protein of 169 amino acids. NCBI's taxonomy places the organism in Eukaryota, Metazoa, Chordata, Actinopteri, Syngnathiformes, Syngnathidae.